Messenger RNA from Drosophila santomea, 707 nucleotides. Its product is annotated as zinc finger protein 706-like. The coding region runs from base 196 to 429 and encodes 77 amino acids. The transcript is spliced from 3 exons. The record is from RefSeq and is a predicted model, not a curated record. NCBI's taxonomy places the organism in Eukaryota, Metazoa, Arthropoda, Insecta, Diptera, Drosophilidae.
CAACUCUGGUCCCACUCAACCCUGGCAGCGAAACAAAACCCGACAAAUUGAUAAAAAUCUACGGUUAAUCGCCAAUAAUUUCGGGUAUCAAAUCAAAACAGAUUAUUAACAACGAAUUUUACUUAACUCCAAAGGCUGCAUCACCUGGAUUUAAUACAGGCAACCAAUUUUAAGCGUGUUAAUUAGCAGAAAGAAAUGGCACGUGGACACCAGAAGAUCCAGUCGCAGGCGAAGGCCUCCGAGAAACAGGCCAAGCUGAAGAAGCAGCAAGGACACAGUGCCAACGAUCAGAAAAAGGCGGCUCAGAAGGCACUUGUCCAUGUGUGCGCCGUUUGCAAGUCGCAAAUGCCGGAUCCCAAGACAUAUAAGCAACAUUUCGAGAACAAGCAUCCCAAGAACGACAUGCCAGAGGAGCUGAAGGAGGUCUGAUGACCGAUGAGGCUGGGUGCAUAUAUAAAUAUAUCAAGCUGAUCGAAAUCGACGAAUUUCCUACCAGUACGAAACUUUUGCAACAAUAAUUUUACAUCAGCCCAAAUACAAAAUCAGCAUUUAAGCCGAUGCAAGGGGCGCAUAAAGUUAGAGCAUAGUUUCCAAAGCAAAGGGCCCAGCUGAAUUUUUUAUAUACACACUGCUGACUUUUGGUUUAUACUUUGAAAAUAACCCAUGGCUACCACAAUACAAAGCAAAUUUCCACAUAGUAAAAUAAA